AUGGGCGUGGAGGCGACGGUGCAGGCCCUGCUGGCGGCCCUCAGGGCCACGAAGGACACUGCAGCCUGCGUCGAAGGCCUCCGCCAGCUGCGUCGCUUCUCUCAGGAGGCCCGCCACAGGGGCGUGGUGGUGGAAUACUUCAGGCAGUCGCCGGGGGCCUCCGAGCUGCUGGCUAUCUAUGACGAGCAGGCGCACGCGAAGAACCACGUGGUCGUGGGGGAGCUGUGCCUCCUGCUGCGGCGCAUGUUCGACAUGACCUUCGAGGGACAGGCAGAUCAGUGGGGCACCAAAGGCAUUCAGCACCUGCUGGAUGACUUGGCGUAUGCGUUGAUGGACAAGCGAAUGAAGGCGUUGUGCACAUACAUAGCAGGCGAUUCUCUUGCCCGUGCAAAUGCUGCAUGGCUUCUGCUUGGUGCCCUUGCGCGGAGAGGGCCUGGGGCUACAGCAGCACUGCUGGACACAUUUGAACUUCCUUCCAAGGCCGUAGGGUCUGUGUCCAAAUCCCAAUGUGAAGAAGGCAAUGCCCACUCCUCUGUCCGGUUGACCAAGGAAAGGAAGGUGGAUGUAGACGACCUGAAGAGGAUGCCAAGCAGGGAUUGCUUCAUCGACUUUGUGUUGUCUGUGCUGCAGUACUGCCACCCCAGCUUCAUCCCUUCCAUCCUUGGUACGAGGUCACUGAAGGCUGGCCUGCUGUUCAACCUCUCUCAGGAUGACUCAGCAACAGCUGUGAAGAUUCUGCAGGGUCUGGAGCAAUGUCUCCCCCGUCUGCCAUCCACAUCAGCCCUGACUUGCAAAUUCGAGCUGUUUGAAGGUCGUGUUCUGGAACAGCUCGCCGUGAUGUCUGCAUUUCCAUUAGGAAGGGUGGAACAGUUGGCAGGGCAAAUGGCGCACAACUUGCUUUCACAAGUGUGCACCGAACCAAGCUAUGGUUUACUGCCUCCCCGGGACUGCAGCAUUGAGGAGAUAUCAGCCCAACGUGGAUUCAGGCGUCUGCUGUCCUUCCUCCCAAAACUGCAUCCCUUCAGGUGCCUGUCAGAUGUGGAGCUCAUCGUAAAGAUUGGUAAAGCAUGCCCCAGGUUGGCUGCAGAGUACAUCGGUAUGAUGGUCUUCAAGCCUGAGGAGCACAAAUCACCUGAAUGGUUCCCAGCUAUGGGCCUGACAGUGCAGCUAAUUCCUCUGUGUUCGGCCUGUCGGAAUGAGCUUGUUGCAAAACAAGCUAGAUCCAGGGUGGAAUGUCAAGAUCCUGAUGGAUUGCUCGACAGGCUGAUUGCAUGGACGGUGCCACCAAGAUUAGAUAAGGCGUGCCUGGCCAAGCUCAUACAAGUAGAUGAUCCCCUUGUAGUGUACACAGUUGCGGGCACAGUCCUCCAGUUCCUUCAGGCCCUUGGACCCAUCUUGGAUGACCCUGGGGUUGGUGAUGCGACCAAGGCCAGGCUGCGGCCCCGACUGGCUGCCCUUGUGCCUGGCACCCAGCUGCUCCUAGGUGCACAUGGGGCGCUGGUAGGGAAGGUCAGCCAGGCAGGUAGGUCACUACAGGAAGGCUCCGGAGAGGCUGAUGGCCGUGUGAGGGCACUUGCAGCGAUUCUUGCCCUUUUUGAGGCCUAUUGGAAAUGGCUGCCAGCAGCAAUGAGGGACAUGGAAUUCGGUGAAACCUCUUUGUGGCCUGGGGAUAUUCUGCAUGCACCACAGUCGAUACAGCUGGGCAUAUUGGCAGCCCUGUCAGCCGCCAGCACAGCUGCCAUGUCUACCUCUUCAGGAUUCAGGCACCAUCCUACGACAGUGAACCUGGCACUGAGAGCCUUCACUGGCACCUCUUCUCAGGAGAUCUCUGCAUCAGCCCAGGGCCUCCUUUGCCGUUGGCUGCAAGGCACCGGCGUGGCAGUGGGCAGCCAAGAGCUGGCCAUGUGGCUGGGACAUCUCCCCAGGGUGGCCACAUCUGGGCCAGAGAAGGACCAGCAUAAGGCAAUCACACAUUUCGUCCAGGUUGUCAUCCUCUCGGUCAUGAAUCAGCCGCUGGAGAUGCAGGGCCUCAGGGCACAACUUAUUCAGGCCAGUGGGCUGAAGGGUGGUGCUGAAAAUUGCCCCAGCCUAAUGGCGCUCUGCGCACUCGACACGGCCAUCAUUCACGCAGAGGCCAACGACACACAUCCAGCGCAAAAGGCUUGGGUCACGAGCUACACUGCCAUGGUGCUAAAGAGUCUUUUCCACAGUGUGAGUCAUCCUGUGGCCUACGCACUGCUUCUCAGGGAGGUAUUGCUUCAGCAUGCCACCCGCUCCUAUCCCCUCCUGCCUGAUCCCCUGUCUGGGCAGGAAGGGAAGGACCGACAAACGACACUGAUGUGGCUGCUGCCACCUGAGGGGCACCCGCUCAAAUCCAUGUGGAAGUCGAUGCAAGACUGGUUCCUAUCGAUGGAGGAGGCGAACCCAGCACUACUGCAGCAUCUCAUUCUGGAUUCCGCAGUGCCAGAAACUCCAGAAGACCCGUACACCAGGGUUGUGAGCCCAGCGUACACCGAUCUGUGCAGGCGUCUGAAGGCUAAGCUGCUGAAGGAUUGUGUGAUUUGGUGCGCCGAACUGCCGCAUGCGCAUGUCCAGGCGCUGCGAAUGUGGAUUCCACACAUGGAGGGCGGGGAGCCCAGCUCAUGCUAUUGGAGGCCAAACCUGCCCCACAACCUCAUGUUCUAUGCGCCCAAGGAAAAAUGCAAGGAGACCCUGUGGAAAACUGGUCCUAACCCUCUGCUGGAUCCGAUUGUGCUGUUCACGGUCCUGAUGUGCAUGCCCGCUGAAGAUGCAAUGGAAUUUUUGAAGGCAAUCGUUGACAAAUACCCCAGGCGCAGGCUGGGUGCAUCGUUCUGGAGGGCAUGUGUGAAGGUCAUUCGGGGGCAUUGCUUUCCUAAGGAUGACAACAUGCCAGCAUUGACAGAUGCGUUGAGGGCUGUGCAGUCGAGGGGCAGGGCAUUUUCGAAUGUUUUGUCUUUUUCAACGAUGGUUCAGUUGUCCUUUCAGUGCCCAGGGCUCCUUGACGUCAAAGCCACAUGGGUGGACAUGACACACCUGGUGCAGCUGAUCCCUGAGCAGUGGCUUGCGGCCGCAGUCCAGCUGCUCUGCAGUGGGCUUAUAAAGUGUGGCACGACUCGUGCAGUGCGUUGCAUGUUUGCCCUCAUCGGCGAAUGUGUCCUACCAAAAGAUGGAUUUCAGCAUCAUGCAGCGGUUGCUGUGCUGGGGCAACCCUGCACUUGGGGCUUGUACUUACUCGACAAUGGUGCUGUCGACAAGGUCUUUCGCACCAAACUGAUGGAUCUUCUGAAGCAAAUAACAGAAAGGACUUCUGAGGCUUGUGAGGAAGGCAUGGACUCAGACUGCAGGUCCACAGUAGUAAAAUACCAAAAAGGUGCGGUGGCUGCACUACAAACGGCAUGCCCUGAUGGGGCCUGGACGGAUCGGACAAUGCGAUGGGUGCAGCACGUUGCACAAAUUGGGGGCUAUCUGGAUCCUGCACUGAAGGAUGACGUGGCGAACUCAGUGCUGGAUCUUCAUGAAUGUCUGGCAGCUGCUGGACAACAGCCUGACUCCAAGAAUGACCCCAUGCCCCACAUUCUGGAGCUGCUGGAUUCUGUGGCGAUUGAGCUAUGUGCCAGGGCCGAAAGCUCAAAAACAGUCAAGCGGAUCUUAGAGUUUUCGUGGAUGCUUGGGGAGGAAUCAAAAGCAGGGCGGUGCCUGGCAGGCAGGCUUUUGGAGACAGCACUGCAUGCGCAUGUGCCUCUGUGGCAGGCCUCGAAUCGAUCUUCACCACAUGAAAUGCUGCAAUGGUGUCUUAAGCCGCCAACCACGAAGUGUACUCAAAUGAUCGCCCCGUUGCUGAGGACCCACCCACUGUGCCGGACUUUAUUUGCAAGCAAUAUAGCAAAAUACAAACUGAACAAAGAGCAGCUCGCUCUUAUGCUCCCUGCCGCUUUGAGUUACCUUCAAAUGCAGGCCAGCUCUAGGCACGCCGAAUGCAGGGCUGGAGUCGCAGCAUCCUCAGACCCUGUUGUCGCAGCAUAUCUUGAGCCAAUGAUGGCUUAUGCAGCUCGCACCUGGCACAUGCCUGUAGAUGAUACUGCCAAUGUCUCCAGCUCAGGAACAUCUUCCAGGGCGAUCGGAUCUUCAUUGGAGAAUCUGCCAGGGCAAGCACCGCAAUCUGGGAAGGUCGACGAUGCCACGGAGAAGCCGCUGAGCAACACAGCCCUGAAGUGCUUGCAUCAAUAUGCCAUUCCUGUUCUUAUGCACUGCCUAGCAGCACGCCCGUGGCUGGCAUCCCAGCAAAAGAAAGUGAUGAAAAAGAUCUUGUGGCCUUCGGGAUGGCCCCUGGAUGAUUCAGAGACUGAGCCUUUUGCCACUCGAGCAGAGCAGGCAGCACUGGCAGCAUUCCUUUUGAUGCAGAGAUCAACAACUUUUGGUCAUGCAGAAUCUGGAUACAAGGCCUUCUUGGAGGACCUUGCAACAUUUUUCUGCAGCUGUACAGCCACCUUGGCAGCCAUGAGACACCAAAAGCUGCAGUUGUUGGAAGAGAAAGCUGCUUUUGAGCAGCAGUUGUGGGCACAUAUAAAUGGCUUCGUGAGAGAGAGGAUCGCAGAGUUGCCUGAUUCCCAAAGAGUAACAGAGACUUUCAACAAGGUAAUUCAUGGAAUGCAGAGUUUGGCAGAGACAUUAGUUAAAUACGAGUUGGAUGAUGCACUCAUAAUGGGUUCCUUACGACGGUUUUUUGAGGCUGCUUUGCCCCAGUCGCAUCGUUGUGGAGAAAGGCAAAGCAAGGGAUCGAAUGAGGCCAUCGACUCUCAUCCAUCAUCUGAUGACGACCAGCACAUGCCUGAUGCUGAUGUAGAAGGUGCAGAUGGGGACUGCGUGGCGGGGACUGUACAGACUGGGCCCAAGGAACAGGUGGAAAUCAACAAUCCCUUUGCUGCAGCCGUGGCAGCAGAGGUUUUGGAUGCCCUAUGGGCAAACCCGAAACUCAUGGAGCACAUGAAGGCCUAUGCUCCAAUGCCCUUGGCAGUAACAGCCUCACAUCCGAUUUCAUCUCUUUCAGCUGUUGUCAUGGAUGCAAGUAGAAGAACAGAGGAACAAGAUUGGGCCAUGAACACAUCAAAUGACAUCGGGACUGAGUUGGGGCGACUGAUGGCCAAUCUGCUAGCUGUCCAGACAAGGUUUGGAAUUGGGCUGGGAACCGAAGAACCCAACGUUGCAACACACAAACAACGCCUUGUUUCGCUACUGUCUGUGUACCAAGCAACAUUGAGCCCCAAAGACGUGGCCAUACGACAGUCCAUGCUCAUCUUGGAGGAAUGGAUCACCAGGCAAUCUCCUUUGGCUGCAUCUGAAUCUCAGGGCAUUGGCAAAACGCAGCAAUUGAGACAUGAGCCACUUUUGCAUCGGCGAUUUUUGUGGGGUGGAAUGGCCGAAGCUGUGCACAAAGAGUGCAAUAGGUUGGACGAGAAGCUCAGUCAUGACCCUCCGAUGAGCCAGACAGCCAACAUUGGUGCAACUGCACCGGAUGCCAACAGUCAUCUGGGAAUUUCCACGGUUUCUACAGGUGGCUGGAGAAGCCUGAUUCUCAACAGGGCUCCUGUGGAUCCUGUGAGGUGUGCUUGGACUUGUGUGCACUAUCCAGAGGAAGCAGAUGUGCCAUCCGAUGGCAAUGUCUCGGCAGGGCAUGACCUCGCCACGUUUGCCUGCUACGACCCUGCCCAUCUACUGCCCUUCUGUGUGCAUAUCAUGGAGGACAGGCUACUUGCACCCAGCUUGUUCUGCAAGUGGGGCCUCCUGGCACUUUGUUUCAGGUCCCUGUCUGCUGCCAAUGGGCAUAUCAGGGAGCUGGCAUAUGGCAGCCUCGAGCUGUUCUUCUCCAACCUCCAGUCCCAGGGUCGCUUCCAGGCCAAGGACCACAUCUUGGCCCUCAUGAAGUUCUUCCGGAGGGGCAUAGUCCAGACCAACCAGCGCCUGCCCUCCAUAUCGACAAUGUUCCUUGCAGAGGCCUCCCUUCAGCUCCUCAACCCAGAUGGCCCGCUGACGUCGAUGCUCGUGGAGCUGCUGCGGCGUUCUGCCCUGGACACCACGUGCGUACCCCUGUUCAAUAGGAUACUCACGAGUGGGGUGCAGGAGUGUGGGCAGGAGCAACAGUGGUUGCUGCAGAUGCUCUGGGCUGGACUCAAGGAAAAUGGGGUUUCUGACGUCUACAGGCGCCGUUGCACAAUCGAGAUGGUCAUGACCCUCUGCCACUCAAAACUGGCGCAGCCCACAACGCGUGGGCUUGCCUUGAGAGUUGUGCAUCGCGUUACUGCUGUUCCAAAGCUGGCAACCUUCCUUGCUGAGCAUUCAGGCCUUGUGACAUGGCUUGGUGAUGUGGUGGGCGAGACUGCCUGCCCACCGCACGGCUCUAACCCCAAUCGUCCAGCACUGGUGCCAAAGGCAAAAGACGGCCACCAGGCACCCUUCCCAUGGGCUGACCAACCUCCAGCCAUGGCCAGCAUCAGCGCAUUAACGCAACUCCUCACCGAUCGCGUGGGUCUCAGGGGCCCAAGGGCAGUGCAUAUCCUGGACGAGUACAUACACGCUUGCUGGAGGAUGUGCUCUUGGCUGGUGUCCCGGUGUAAAGCAUGCUGGGAGGGCCCAGCCGGGGUGGGCCAGGGUGAGACAGAGUGCCGGGAAACUGCAGAGGGAUGCUCAAAUAGACUUGCAAGUGCAGAAAUGCCGUUGUCCAGCUUUGGUAGGCUGAAAGCAUUGUUUCGAAAGCCGAAAAAAGUAAUCGAGCAAGGCUCCCCAGGGACGAUCCCUGGCGGCUUGGGGGACGUGGGAAGCGUGAAGCAUGGGGAAGAGAGUCUGGACACCUUGUCAGACGCCAUUCAGCUGGGUUGGGGGGAAGGGCCUGAAGAACAUAUGUGGAUGGCCAUCCUUCGGUUCCUGGAUCUCCUGUUGGAUGCCUGCCACGAACGUGGGCUCAUGACGUUUACCCACGUGAUGCAGUAUUCCGAUAUGUGGACGGUCGUGCGAUAUUUUGAGCAUCCAGAGUGCCCGCUGGCCAAGGACUCCCUGGCGCUGCUGCUUGAAGUCGUGCUGAAGCUGAUUCCAGGAAGCGGUGCAA
Messenger RNA from Ostreobium quekettii, 7120 nucleotides. The record is from the annotation of a GenBank genome assembly. NCBI's taxonomy places the organism in Eukaryota, Viridiplantae, Chlorophyta, Ulvophyceae, Bryopsidales, Ostreobiaceae.